AUGCAGCCUGGAACAAAAAUUGAUGCAGAUUCAUGUUGUGAAACUUUGCGACGCUUACGGAGAGCUAUUCAAAACAAACGAAGAGGCAUUUCUGGAGUUUUUCUGAUCCGCGACAAUGCCUGUCCUCACAGCGCUCGUGUAACCCAACGGCUCCUUCAGCAAUUUCAAUGGGACAUUUUCGAACAUCCACCAUAUAGUCCCGACCUAGCACCGAGUGACUUUCAUCUGUUUCCUGAACUGAAGCAGUGUAUUGGCGGGAAGCGCUUCCAAAAUGACAUGGAGCUGAAAGAAACCGUCACAACUCACUUCCAAUCGUUGGCGGGGACAUUUUAUGAAGAGGGUAUUGCAAAGCUUGUUCACAGAUAUGACAAAUGUCUCAAUCGUCAAAGUGAUUAUGUAGAGAAAUAA
Messenger RNA from Stegodyphus dumicola, 408 nucleotides. Its product is annotated as histone-lysine N-methyltransferase SETMAR-like. NCBI's taxonomy places the organism in Eukaryota, Metazoa, Arthropoda, Arachnida, Araneae, Eresidae. The record is from RefSeq and is a predicted model, not a curated record.